AUGGAAGUGAAUCCGUUAAGCAUAAUUCUAGUAAAAUCAGAUAGUAAAGGAGAUCGGUUACUAUUUCGAUAUCCAUACACGUUGCCCCAGCAGCUGCAAACCGCCGUUACCCCUUCGAGAAAGACACCAUAUUCACUGAUCAACACCGGCGACGAUAUACUCCAGCAUGCGCCUCCAUCCAAUAUAUGUUUUGACCAACUGUACGGUAUCUCGGACAAGGACCUUGCCACGCUAUUUGCCGUUAAAGCAGAGCUGUGCAAUCAAAAAUUCGAGUUAAAAGUAAACGACGUUCGCUUCGUCUCUCAUCCGACGCUGCUUCGGAGUGAUCAAGGAUCGGAUCAGAAAACUUCCAUCCAAAUCAAUGUCGUGUUCGCUCUACAUGCUCAAGCAAGUCAUUCGGUCGUCAAGUGCUAUUACGAGCUCAGUAAACGCAUUGGUAUCGCGCUGAUCUACGAGGAACGUCGCGAUAGUUACUUUUCGCGGGAAAUCAAAACGAUGGUAGCGAUCAUGGAUGAAAACAGUGCACUUCAAGAACAAGAGCAACCGACGGGGGCGACCGGCACGGGAGGGACAGUGGGUUCAGGUGGUGGUACAGGACCAGCCGGCACUAGCGCUCAAUCAGUAGUGACCAGUGCAGCAGCUGCUGCUGCCGGUAUAGCGGUCAGCGUGUUCGACGCAAUACUGAAAAAUACUACGCUGGCUCAAUUUAUCAAAACUAUAUAUCACGAUCUCUGCACAACGGGACUUUUAAAUGUUACCAUGAACCAAACUGUAACGUUAAGCUUUUGUUUACCGCAAAAAGCGCAUCAGUUUCACAAAAAAGGUGUAGUGGUAGAGCCGGAAACCAUCGAUCGUUGUCUAGAUUCACUCAAACCCUAUCAUGGAAUGCUAUUGCUCGUGGAUCCAUCGGAGUUGUUCGAUUGCGUACCACCUUCGGGGGCUAAUAUGUUGCUGCAAUUGAUCGAAGUGUACAACCCCUUGAAAAGCCUACAAAAUAUGGCUUCGGAUGCUGAACUUCUGAUAGAUUACGUCUACCAGAUCGUAGGCCAUCUCGUAUACUGGGCAAAGGCGACCAUCAUAUAUCCACUAUGUGAAACAAACGUAUAUGUUAUCGCCCCUGACGCGCAGCUGAAUAUUCAUUCAAAUUUACCGGACAAGUUUGCUACCAAAUUCCCGGGCAUGUCUUUGUUUGAAGUUAUAAGUGAUUUUUCGUUACCAACUUCAAUCGGUCACUUGACAACACCCCUGCAACACCCGGCACGUCAAGGUCGGUUAGCACAGAUGGUGUUGUGGAUGCUGCAACACCAUCUGCUCAUGCAGUUACACACAUAUGUGCAAUUCGUGGCGAACCUAGAUGGGAUAGAUGAAGAUGAACAAGACGGAGCUGUUGGCGGUUCAUCCGAUCGAGUUUUGUCGUCCGAUGGGCAUCUUCUGUACGGCAGUUCGGCUCCAAGUGCAUCUUCAAGCCAACCUCUGGCUGUUCCGUUAACCGGGAACCGAAAGCACUCCCUAAGUGAUGAUCGGUACUCCGACAGUCUUUCGGCACUUUUAACAACGGCUGCUUCUGUUACUUCCAACACGAGACCAUCCUCUGCAAGCCACCGUUCGAAUAUCAGCCACUCAAGUGUCGGUGGCCUCCAAACGGCUUCUAGUACAGACAAUGACGAAAGCAUUGCCUCUAUCGACGAAGACGACAAGUUGAAGCGGUUGCUCGCUGCGUUUCCCAAUCCGGAUAGAAAAGCAGUGGCGCGUAUACCUGCGGCUUCGAAUCCGGAAGAUCUCGCCUUAAUGGUGCGUUUGUGGAAGGCCGGCUAUUUCAAGGGCGAGCAUCAUCUCGAAGAGAUAAUGUAUUUCGAAAAUUUGAGACGUUCGCAACUUUUGCAGCUUGUGGACAAAUUUCGCGAUGUACUUAUCAUUUACGAAACAGAGGAUCCUGCAAUCGCCAGUCUCUACUCCGAGCAACCAUCGUCCUAAGAUAUGCAAAAGGUUGG
Molecule: messenger RNA, 1991 nt
Organism: Anopheles nili
Lineage: Eukaryota; Metazoa; Arthropoda; Insecta; Diptera; Culicidae
Gene: Nprl3
Product: GATOR complex protein NPRL3
Exons: 3
Coding region: 1-1974 (657 amino acids)
Biological process (GO): positive regulation of autophagy; cellular response to amino acid starvation; negative regulation of TORC1 signaling
Cellular component (GO): GATOR1 complex
Source: RefSeq, a predicted model, not a curated record